UUCAAUAUAUUUUGAAGAGGGUUAAUGAGCUAGUACAGCUGUUGUCUGACUAUAGAUGUUCAGGUCCUUGUUCCCAUGCUAAUACAUUUUCUUUUGAAGGGCAGUGGUGCAUUGUACGGCGCACAGCGCCAGCUUUCUCUACAUAAGAGUAACCUGAUUCCUAAGGCAACUGUUGCCAACGACUAAACACUCUUGUUAGCUCGUUUAUGACUUCAGUACCUAUCUAUCUUACUUAACAUGUUAUUGUGCUAGAGGUUUAGACCAGUAUAUUCCUUUUAUGUUUCAAUACUUCACAAGCUACAAGUUUCUGAAACAGUAGCGAUAAGGAGUGCCAUAAAGUUGAGUGACCUUACAGACGUUUUUGUACUAAAACUGGACUCAAUUGGUUGUUGAACACGAGGAAACUACAGAAGGAUACAACUACAGAAUGAAACUACCUGCUGUGCGUCAAACUUCCACUGCCACACCUGUGUCCAUUCCAAGUGCCACACCUAUCCAUCAGAGUCGCUACCUGAUGGUCACAUCUGUGACAUUGCCACUGCUCUCUCCUUCUACUUUGUCUCUUACAGUUAACCAGAGUAUACCUAGACUGGACCCCCUACAUCCACCUCUAGUCCGUAAACGCACUGUCUGGCUGGAGACACUGGCAGUUCACCAUCAUAACCACCAGAGAACAUUGUUCAUGCAGAGAAAAGAGUACUUUAAGUAUCACCAAGUCUGGCGUAAGCCAUUCUAUGGCACCAGCACUGAGAGAGAGGAGUACAGGAAGGAAGUGCGGGAGCAUCUCAAGAGACAGAUAGAGGAGAAAAGGGCGGGGCAGAGCAUGCAGAUGGCCAGUAAGGCUGCAGAGGCGGAGUUUCUGCGGGAAGUAGAUCGCCUAGCUCUGUCCAACGAGAGGGAGAAGAGGGUCCAUCACAGCAAAGAGAUGACACAUUACAGAGAUGAGAACAAGAGGCUGAUGGAGCAGCGCUGGAGGGACAGGGUCUUAACUCGCUCCCUGGAGGCAAUGAGGGAGAAAGAACUGCUGCACCUCAACCCUAUCAACUGGAGCGGCACUCUGAAGUAGACACACAGGCUCAGAUUCUGCUCUGCCACAUCCUAUAACACUACUGCAUGUGUCAACAAAUCAGGGGGGGGGGGUGUAUGAGAUGUCUACAUUUAUGGAAAAGUACAACAAAA
Messenger RNA from Osmerus eperlanus (European smelt), 1179 nucleotides. RefSeq lists its product as uncharacterized. NCBI's taxonomy places the organism in Eukaryota, Metazoa, Chordata, Actinopteri, Osmeriformes, Osmeridae. The transcript is spliced from 6 exons. The record is from RefSeq and is a predicted model, not a curated record. Bases 428 to 1066 code for a protein of 212 amino acids.